CCAGUGUGGCCUGCAUUACCGGAGAGCUGACGGUCACCUGGAACAUCUCGGUUCCUUCGGAGAACUACACCACCAUCAUCUCCAGAGGGAUGGGCCAGCCUCUGCACUGUAACUCUACAGGGACUCAGUGCACCACAGGAGGGCUGAUGUGUGGAAGCUCCUACGUGGUGACGGUCUUCUCCGUCACCGAGACGUGCUUCAGCCUGCCCAGCCCAGAGGUCACGGUGCAAACAUUGCCGUGUCCUCCCACCAACGUCACAGCUGCUCACACGUGUGCUCCACAUCCUGCCGCCGUGUCGUGGGUGGCCAGCGACAGCGCCAAACGCUACACGGCCGUCGCUGUGGGCAGCAGAGGUCACAGGUCGGAGUGCAGAAGCAAUGAAACUUCCUGCAGCCUUCCUGGGCUCCAGUGUGGGGAAGUUUACACUAUCGGUGUUUCAGGAGCUGAUGACAACUGUACAGGCCAACAGAGUGACACUGUCUCUCUGAGUACAGAGCCGUGCACUCCCACCAACGUUUCCAGCCGGCUGAUCUGUAGCACCGGAGCCGCUCAGGUCUUCUGGGCCUCCAGUGCGAACGCGGCGAGCUACUCUGUGAAAGCCACCAGCAACGGACAGACCCUCACCUGCAACAGCUCCAGCCCCAACUGCACACUGAGUAACCUGGACUGCGGUGAAGCUUACGAUAUUCUGGUGGCGGCGUCUGAUGGCACCUGUGUUAGCAAAUACAGUGCCCCCUUCAGGCAAGACCAAGUACCGUGCGCUCCGGGAAACGUCACUACAAACCUCUUGUGUGGCACCAGCGACUUAACCGUCACCUGGAUCCCUGCUGCCGAGCCUCUCAACUACAGCGCCGUUGCUCAACCGCUGACUGGAAACAUCAGCUCGGUCACCUGCCACACUGACGGUGCCGCCUGCGUUCUGAGCGGCCUUCAGUGUGGACAGACUUAUAAUGUUUCUGUCAGAGCCUCCUCUGGCAGCUGCAGCGGACCAUACAGCCCCCCACAGACUGUUCAGACAGCAACCUGCUCCCCUCAGAGCUUAACAGCACGGACAGACUGCGGCACAAACUCUCUUCUGGUUUCCUGGAACGCCUCUCUUGGUGCUGCUGCCUACACAGUAGCAGUUACAGGCCCCAAUGGCUACUCGGACACCUGCUCCUCAUCCAAUUUCACGUGCUCUUUUGCUGGCCUGCAGUGUGGCAGUCAGUACGAUGUCACAUUAACAACCCAGGACAGCCACUGCACCAGCUCUCCCAGUCAAACUGCUGUGGUGACAGCACCGUGCGACCCAGUCAACGUGACCAGCGUCCUGCAGUGUGGCUCGGAUGCAGCCACAGUGUCCUGGGCUGCAGCUGCCGGAGCUGUGGCCUACACUGUUCACGCUCGAGAGGGCGGCUCCCAUCUUGAUAUUUCCUGCAGGAGCAACACGACUUCGUGUCAGCUGAACCAGUUGCAGUGUGGAAAAGUUUACAGCCUGACCGUGAUGGCCGAGGACGCCACCUGUAACAGCACUGGAGCAACCGGAGCAGUCCUAAUGACAG
This is a messenger RNA of Stegastes partitus (bicolor damselfish), 1542 nucleotides long. Its product is annotated as fibronectin type III domain-containing protein 7-like. Gene Ontology annotation, molecular function: protein binding. NCBI's taxonomy places the organism in Eukaryota, Metazoa, Chordata, Actinopteri, Pomacentridae. The transcript is spliced from 6 exons. The record is from RefSeq and is a predicted model, not a curated record. The annotation marks the transcript as partial.